AAAGAGAAAGAGAAAGAGAGAGAAGUUCGUCCUUUACUCCUCCCUCCCUGCCUUUCAAAAUGUGGGUAUUAUCCUUCUUCUUCUUCAAUCUCUCUCUCAUGCAUUAAUGUCCGGUCUCUGAGCUGAAACAGUGUACGCGACCGUGGUCUUUUGAUUAGCAGUUUGGUCAGAAAAUUAACCAGAAAUUUGUCUUUCUUUCUGCUCAAACAGAACAGAACAAUAUACAGUCUUCUUUUGCAUCCUCCGAAGGACCCCUUCUUCCUCCUCCUCCUCAAUCUGCUCCUAUGCCUAUGAGUUAAGAGUAAACUUGUUGCUAGAUCUAUUCAAUUUAUGCAAGAUGAAGUUUGUAUCAAAGAAUUGUUGGAAGCCAAAGCUGCCUUUGCACCCGAAAGAAAAAUCAGCUACACGCUUUUGUAUGUUUUCCAAAGUAAAACCAUGUAAUUACGGUCCUGGAAAGACUCCGGUGUAUCUCAAUGUCUACGACUUGACAACGAUGAAUGGCUAUGUUUAUUGGGCUGGCCUUGGCAUAUUUCACUCCGGUGUUGAAGUUCAUGGAGUAGAAUAUGCAUACGGAGCACACGAAUUUUCUUCUAGUGGCGUAUUUGAGGUUGAACCUCGACAAUGCCCGGGAUUCAAGUUUAGAAGGUCUAUAUUUGUUGGAACUACAGAUUGGGACGCUGUUCAAGUAAGGGAAUUCAUGGAGAUGUACUCUUCCAACUAUAACGGUGACAUGUAUCAUUUGAUUGCCAAGAAUUGCAACCAUUUUUGCAAUGAUAUUUGCUACAUGUUGACUGGAAAAUCAAUACCAAAGUGGGUAAAUCGCCUAGCUAAACUAGGCUCGAUGUUCAAUUGCAUGCUGCCCGAAAGUCUAAAGAUAUCUGCUGUGGAACGUGAUCCUGGUUACCAAGAAUGCGACGACAGUGAGAAGACGAGGCUAAGAACGUCAUUUCAUUGCUUAUCGUCUAUUUCAUCUAGACAAAAGCAGUUAUCUAAUUCGUCGAUUUUGCUUCAAUCACCCCUAAAAGGCUGCCUGCCUCCAUGGGAGUUGAGAAAAGUUGCAGUGUAAGAAGGCAUGUAUUUGAGAAGAUGAUUUUCUUUUUAUCACUAAACGUUUGUUGGUAUUGAGAAUGUAUUUAAAUUUGUGUAAAAUUAUUAGUGUAUGGUCUAUGUAACAUAUAUAUUUGAUAUUCUGUCAUACUUUGCACUUGUGUAAAAAUUAAUUU
Molecule: messenger RNA, 1223 nt
Organism: Impatiens glandulifera
Lineage: Eukaryota; Viridiplantae; Streptophyta; Magnoliopsida; Ericales; Balsaminaceae
Product: deSI-like protein At4g17486
Exons: 4
Coding region: 338-1066 (242 amino acids)
Biological process (GO): protein deubiquitination
Molecular function (GO): deubiquitinase activity
Source: RefSeq, a predicted model, not a curated record